Molecule: messenger RNA, 5037 nt
Organism: Pogona vitticeps (central bearded dragon)
Lineage: Eukaryota; Metazoa; Chordata; Lepidosauria; Squamata; Agamidae
Source: RefSeq, a predicted model, not a curated record
UAACUAUAGUCCUUUUAAUUUUGACACAUGGGGUAAGAAAUGACAUAUACACUAAGUGGGUGGGCAUGACCUCCAAAUUUCCCUUUAUACCGUGUUCUAAUUCUCAUCUGUGUUAAAGUCACAAUUUUCCACUAACCAUUUUUGGUAGAAAACUACAAAUAUAUUUUGUGAUAACUAUGUUAGAAUUAUGUUGGGAAUUAAAUUAAAAAAUAAAACUGAAUUUAAACUUGAUAAAUGUUCUUCCCUGAAUGUGCAUUUGUUGAUCUUGCAGAAUUUGCUUCUUGCAUCGGAAACAAAUCACCUCAGUCCCAUUCAUGGUAGAAAGACAACAUAAAUGAUCCAGGAUGGCGGACACCGACCUGUUUAUGGAAUGUGAGGAGGAAGAAUUGGAGCCGUGGCAGAAAAUCAGCGACGUGAUCGAGGACUCUGUGGUCGAAGACUACAAUUCAGUGGACAAAACUGCUACAGUUUCAGUAAGCGUGCAGCCCGUUGCCACCCCAAUGCCCAUCGUUGCCCACGCGUCCAUCGGCGGUGGCUUGCCGACGCCCACGUCCGUCAGCGGCAGCAUGCCGCCCAACAGCGACAGUGCCAAGAAGACCCUGGUGACACUCUUUGCGAACAACAGCGCCGGCACACCUCUCGUUCAGCAAGGCGGGCAGCCGCUCAUCCUCACGCAGAACCCAGCCUCGGGUCUAAGUACGGUAGUGACGCAGCCAGUCCUCCGGCCCGUGCAGGUGAUGCAGAAUGCCAACCACGUUACUAAUUCCCCUGUGACCAGCCAGCCCAUCUUCAUCACAACGCAGGGUUUUCCUGUCCGGAACGUCCGGCCUGUGCAAAACACCAUGAAUCAGGUGGGGAUCGUGCUGAAUGUACAACAGGGUCAGACUGUCAGGCCCAUUACCCUUGUCCCAGCCCCAGGCACUCAGUUUGUGAAACCCACUGUCGGCGUCCCUCAGGUCUUCUCCCAAAUGGCCCAGGUGAGACCUAGCCCAGCCAUGCCGGUCCGACCGUCCUCCAACACUUUCACGACGGUCAUUCCGGCCACCCUGACCAUCCGGAGCACGGUCCCGCAGACCCAGGCGCAGCCACAAAGUAAGUCCUCUCCCAGCACCUCCACCACUCCUACGGCAACGCAGCCAAGCGCGCUGGGACCGUUAACGGUACAACAGCCAGGGCAGUCCACUCAAGCUCCCAACCCUAAAUUAGUGAGCAUUGCAAGUUUUGUGACGGUGAAAAGGCCCGGGGUGACCGGAGAGAACAACAACGAGGUGGCCAAGCUGGUGAACACAUUGAACACGGUUCCUUCCCUCGGCCAGAGCUCCGGCCCCAUCGUCCUCUCCAACAACAGCCCGGCUCAUGCCUCCCAGCGGGCAGGUGCCUCCGACUCCUCGUCACAGAAAGUCAGUUCCUCACCCAUCCCCGCCUUCGACUUGCAGGAGAGCGGGCGGAAAGUCUGUCCCCGGUGCAAUGCCCAGUUUCGAGUCACUGAAGCUUUAAGAGGCCAUAUGUGCUACUGCUGUCCUGAGAUGGUGGAAUUCCUGAAAAAAGGAAAACCCCUCGAGUCAGAACCAAAUAUCCAAACCCCGAAGCCUCCUUCCCCGGAGAAAACGGCCGCGGUUGCAUCUCCCCCUUCCUCCACCCCGAUCCCCGCCUUGUCCCCGCCUGCCAAAGUCUCGGAGCCGAGCGACGGCCUGGGCGAUGGGGCGCAGAGCAAGCUCAUCAUGCUCGUGGAUGACUUCUACUACGGCCGGGACAGCGGCAAAGUCAGCCAGCUGAUCAGCUUCCCCAAAGUGCCCACCUCCUUCCGCUGCCCGCACUGCACCAAGAGGCUCAAGAACAACAUCCGGUUUAUGAAUCAUAUGAAGCACCACGUGGAACUGGAUCAGCAGAACGGGGAGGUGGACGUCCACACCAUCUGCCAGCACUGCUACCGGCAGUUCACCACACCUUUCCAACUGCAGUGCCACCUGGAAAAUGUCCACAGCCCCUACGAAUCGACCACAAAAUGCAAGAUCUGCGAGUGGGCUUUUGACAGUGAGCCCAUGUUCCUGCAGCACAUGAAGGACACCCACAAGCCAGGAGAGAUGCCCUACGUCUGCCAGGUCUGCCAGUACCGUUCGUCCCUCUACUCCGAGGUGGACAGCCAUUUCCGGAUGGUCCACGAAGACACGCGGCACCUCCUCUGCCCUUACUGCCUGAAGGUGUUCAAGAACGGCAACGCCUUCCAGCAGCACUUCAUGAGGCAUCAGAAGAAGAGCGUCUACCACUGCAACAAGUGUCGGCUGCAGUUCCUCUUUGCCAAGGACAAAAUCGAGCACAAGCUGCAGCACCACAAGACCUUCCGCAAGCCCAAGCAGCUGGAGGGGCUGAAGCCAGGGACCAAGGUGACCAUCCGGGCCUCCAGGGGACAACCGCGGGCGGUGCCUCUCUCGGCCAGCGACAUGCUCCCCGGCCUCCUGCAGGACCCUGCCUUGCUGUCGGCCUCCUCGGAUUCCCAGCCCAACUUCCCGUACCCGCCUUUCCAGAGGAACGUCCAGAAGAAAGCCGUCAGGAAAAUGAGCGUCCUGGGCCGGCAGACGUGUCUGGAGUGCAGUUUCGAAAUCCCGGAUUUCCCCAACCACUUCCCCACCUAUGUCCACUGUUCCCUCUGCCGCUACAGCACCUGCUGCUCACGCGCCUACGCCAACCACAUGAUCAACAACCACGUUCCUCGCAAGAGUCCGAAAUACUUGGCCUUGUUCAAAAACUACACUGCUUGCGGCGUGCGGCUGGCCUGCUCGGCCUGCGUCUUUGCCACGUCGGAAGGCGAUGCGAUGGCCAAGCACCUGGUGUUCAACCCCUCGCAUGAGUUCAGCAACGUCAUUCUCCGAGGAGCUCCGACUUGGAUUUCCCAUUCAAGGUCUGCUCAGCCUUUUGACCAAAGCGUGAAGGCUGCUAGCACCACGUACCCCGUAAGCGCAGCUGCUCCUGUGGACGUGCCCUCUCCUUUGCCCGAAGACGAGAAGGACGAGGAGGUGCCCACGGAGGAGGCCGAGGUGGAGAAAAGACCUGCCGUGGCGGCCCAGCAGGAAGAGUGCUUGAAUGUCGAUGAGCAGGAAGGGGAGCCUCCGGCCAAGGAGGUGCCUGAGCCAGCCGGUAAAAAGGAACAGCUCUCAGUGAAAAAGCUCCGGGUGGUUCUCUUUGCUCUCUGCUGUAACACCGAGCAGGCAGCGGAACAUUUCAAGAACCCUCCCCGGCGGAUCCGGCGCUGGCUGCGGAGGUUCCAGGCCUUCCAGGAGGAGAACGUGGCCUCUCUGUCCGAGGGCAAGUACCUGAGCUUAGAGGCCGAGGAGAAGCUGGCAGAGUGGGUCCUCACCCAGCGAGAGCAGCAGCUGCCGGUCAACGAGGAGACCCUCUUCCAGAAGGCCACCAAGAUUGGGCGGUCCCUGGAGGGCGGGUUCAAGAUCUCUUAUGAGUGGGCGGUCCGGUUUAUGCUCCGACACAACCUCAGCACGCACAACCGCCGGGCAGUGGCUCACCCGCUCCCGAAGGAAGUGGAGGAGAACGCCAACUGCUUCAUUGAGUUUGUGCAGCGCCAGAUCCACACCCAGGACCUGCCCCUCUCCACCAUCGCCGCCGUCGACGAGAUCUCUCUCUUCCUGGACGUGGAGGUGCUGUUCAGCGACGACCGCAAGGAGAACGCCCUGCAGACGGUGGGGACGGGGGAGCCCUGGUGCGACGUGGUCCUGGCCAUCUUGGCCGACGGCAGCGUCCUGCCCACCCUUGUCGUCUACCGGGGCCGCGUGGAGCAGGUGGCCGGCGUGCCGGAGACGAUCCUUCUGGAGGCGCGGGAGAACGGCUACAGCGACGAUGAGGUCAUGGAGGUGUGGUCGUCCAAAGUGUGGCACAAGCACCUGGGGAGCCAGAACAGCAAGGGCAUGCUGGUCCUGGAUUGCCACCGGACGCACCUGUCCGAAGAGGUCCUCUCGGUGCUGAGCUCCACCAGCACCCUGCCGGCUGUGGUCCCGGCCGGCUGCAGCUCCAAAAUCCAGCCUUUGGACGUUUGCAUCAAAAGGACAGUCAAGAACUUUGUGCACAAAAAGUGGAAAGAGCAGGCCAAGGAGAUGGCCGACUCGGCCUGCGACUCGGACAUCCUCCUCCAGCUGGUCUUGUGCUGGCUGGCCGAGGCCCUCGACGUCAUCCGGGACUGCCCUGAACUGGUGCAGCAGUCUUUCCUGGUGGCCAGCGUCCUGCCCGGGCCUGACGGCACGGCCAACACCUCCGCCCGCAACGCUGACAUGCAGGAGGAGCUGAUGGCCUCCUUGGAGGAGCAGCUCAAGCUGAGCCACGAGUCGCAGGACGAGGAGACCGACCCCCGCGAGGGAGGGACGGCGGAAGAGUCGUCCACCCCGGAGACCCUCCACCAGCUCUUUGAAGGGGAGAGCGAGACGGAAUCGUUCUACGGCUUCGAGGAUGCAGACUUGGAUCUGAUGGAAGUCUGAACCUCCACUAACCCAGAGAGUGCUUUUUCUGUUUUUCUGUUUCUUUUUGUUUUGUUUUUCAAUGUUGAAUGAGACCAUUUUCACUUCCCUGUGGAUUUGUGGGUGUAGGAGUUUAGUAGGUGAACAUGCAGGCUAAUAGCCAUUUCUUUAAAAAAAAAAGUGCUUAAUUUGUUUCUUUUUUUUUGUUUGUUAAAUCACUGUGUUGAUAUUUUCUGGAGAUAUUUUGUGGGUGAAUUUAUUAUUAAUUUUUUUGGCAUUUUUCUUUACCUCAAUGUAUUAUAGUUUCUGGGCUUCAUGUUUUUUCUCUCUCCUUAUUUUGAUUGUUUUAUACGGUGCAAAAAGUUUUUAAUUAUCCUACAUCCUCAAUGUGACCUUUUUUUUAAGUCAAGGAGAAGCCGUAUGUAGCUAAUUAUUGACUAUCUCCAAAUUUCUGUCUCUUUUAAGAAUUUGUUUUAAAGCAGACUUUUUCUUCUUCUUUAACCCCUGGACCCAGAAAUGUAGAUUUCUGGGGGUAACUACAUUUACCCCAUUUUAAAUAAAAAAAAUAACCUUUUUA